Molecule: messenger RNA, 2457 nt
Organism: Ramularia collo-cygni
Lineage: Eukaryota; Fungi; Ascomycota; Dothideomycetes; Mycosphaerellales; Mycosphaerellaceae
Exons: 1
Coding region: 1-2457 (818 amino acids)
Biological process (GO): meiotic cell cycle; cytoplasmic microtubule organization; mitotic cell cycle
Cellular component (GO): gamma-tubulin complex; centrosome; spindle pole
Molecular function (GO): microtubule minus-end binding; gamma-tubulin binding
Source: RefSeq, a predicted model, not a curated record
AUGUCUCACGCAGCGACAUUGAAUGCGCUCGCCGGCAGUCUCGUGACGGCCAUCACAGGCAUUGCCAAAAAUGAUGCUUCAUUCGCUGGCGUCCGUGAUCAAACUCUCAAAGGUCUAAAAGAUCAAAGCCAUGCUCGCACAAAUCAAUUCGCCGUCAAGGCCAAGCUGGAAGGGAUGGCGGAGAAGUUGGAAGUCCUCAACAGAGAAGACCUUGCGAACGCCUUUCAGUCACGCCUGGACGAGUUACCUCCAAACUCAAGAUAUAUGCCUGAGAUUCUGUCUUUCCUGCUGGAACUGUCAAACCGUCCUGCAGAGAAAACGAUUCUCAAAGACGUCGAACAAGCCAACGGACCUGUGACUGUGGAGAAAGAAUUGACUUGGGAUGACAUCCUCGCCGAAGACCCACUGAGUGACUCUGAGAUAUGGGAGAAUGUCGAGCGAGGUUAUUUCUCUAGUGGCGACGACAGUUUCGAAGAAGACUCCGACUUGACGACRUCCACACAGGCAACUUCGUUAAAUGGCGAAGAUACUGCGGCAGUUGCAAGAACUCAUCUCAUACAGUGUGACGCUACACUUCUCUCCGAAGCGAAAGACACCCGUCAUAGCUGGGAGCCUGCACGAAGUCGUGACAACGGUCAUGUCCUUUCAGAACUCACCAUCGUCCGUGAAAUCGUCUACAUGAUGCAAGGACUACCGACCAACCUCUUUCACAUGGACGCGCCUUCGGGUCGAAUAUCCUUGGCCCGCCGAGCUGCCAUGGCUACUGCAAGUUCUCACUCACUCUACGACGWGUUGAACAUUUGCGUGAGGACUGGCACCAUCAUCAACUAUCUCAGACGCUUCAUUGCCAGCCCACAAGACAUUCCGUACUUGCAAUCGAUUCAGAGCUGCAUGCACAAACUGUGCAAUCAAUUUAGUAGCCAGCUCGGUAAAAUUGAACAGCGUUACAUUACCUCUGGAGAUGACACCGUCGUCAGCGCUAUUCAAGUGCAAACAGAUAUCCACCAAGCAGCUGCUGUGCUGAUGCGUCUGGUUACCAUUAUCAAAAGCGCGUCUGGGAACGAGUCACCAUUCGCACUCCUGGACCGUUUAUACGACGAAGCCAUCCUCAGCCAACUGACUGACAGCCCCGAAAUGUUUCAAGCCUUGUCUUCGAUCUUUCUAGCUGGUCUGGCAACAUAUCUGCGCCCGGUGGCUGCCUGGACCAAAACUGGCUUUCUCGCUGCCAAAGACGAUGGCACAUUCUUUGUCGUUGACUCCAACCACAACUGCGAACUAGGUGAAUUCUGGCACGCCAAUUUCUCCCUACGUUACAGAACAGAUGAUGUCCCGAGCGCACCUACGUGCUUUCACACAUUCGCUCCAAAGAUCUUUGCUCUGGGCAAGAGCAGAGCGCUCAUGAAGCGAUUGACCCAAGAGCGCGAAGAAGUUUUCGACGGAAUUGCUCCAGCUCCGUCAUUUGAUACGCUCUUGGCUAAAUUACGCCAGGACUCGCUGGUGCCUUUUACCCAGAUCCUACACGAACGGUUGGAUUCAUGGAUUGAUGAAGUCAGCACGGAUUGUGCUCCUCAGCUUCAGAUCAUGCUGCUGAACGACCAUGGACUGCUCAAGGCCAUUACUGCUUUGCCGUAUGUCUACUUCUCUCGUGACGGCAUAGCAUUCUCAGCAUUUGCCGAUGCACUUAUUGCUCGCAUGCCUGGCAUUAGUUCAAGUUCCAACUCGUGGAGCGAUCACUUCCUACUCACAGAGCUGGCGCAUAGUAUCUUCGGCGGUAUACCUGGUGUAGACGCAGACAAUGUCCACGUCGGUACACUGUCCGGCGAUAAGCAGGAGGGUUCGCCGGCAUCGACCAGGUCUACAGUCAUGCAAAAGCUCACAGAGUUGGAGAUCAAGUACAAUCUUCCGUGGCCAGUGCAGAACGUCAYAAGAUCGACUACACCAGCGAUCCACAACAAAGCCUUCAUUUUCUUGCUCCAGGUCUACUGUGCUUCAAAGAAAAUCAAUAACCGCUUCUUCGAACUCCGAUCCGGAGAAGCGUCAAACGGUGCCGCUUCCGAAUCGAUACUGAAACUUCGGCAACAUCUGCUUUGCUUCACCAGUCUCAUGCAGGCAUACCUUACCAGUACCGCUCACACUCUGCACCAAGAGAUGGAACGGCGUAUGAAGUUUGCAGAGGAUAUCGAUGCCAUGGCAAAUGUUUGGGCCAACCACGAGCGCCGUCUCGAGACUAGUCUGUUGCUCACGAAACGUCUUGGCCCUGUACGUGAUGCAAUCAUUCGCAUUUUAGAAUUGAGUGAACUUAUUGAUACGACGACUGGAAGGACGAGGCUUACAGGACUGCUGGAACAGUUUCAGCRGGACAUGUCAUUUCUCAUCACGGGCGUGAGGGGUGUGAGUCGGGCUGGUGGUGAGUCUAGUCUGGAAAUGCUGGCUGAGAGGCUGGAGAAUUUGGGAUGA